AUGAAGGAAGACAGGAUGAAUGUGACUGAGUUCAUUCUCCUGGGACUAACCCAGAAUCCUCAAGUGCAGAGAAUUCUAUUUGUGGUGUUAAUCGUUGUCUACAUUGUCACAGUCUCUGGCAACCUGCUCAUUGUGGUCACUAUUAUCUGUAGCCAGACAUUGGACUCCCCAAUGUGCUUCUUCCUGGCCUUCCUAUCUUUGAUAGAUGCGUGUUAUUCCUCUUCCAUAAUCCCUAAAAUGUUAGCUGACUUAUUCUCUGACUCAAAAGCUGUCUCCUUCGAUGACUGCAUGAUACAGCUCUUUGUUGAACAUUUCUUAGGUGCGUCAGAGAUUGUCCUCCUGGUGGUCAUGGCCUACGACCGCUAUGUGGCCAUCUGUAGGCCUCUGCACUAUGUGACCAUCAUGAACCAGCGCAUAUGCCACAUCCUGGUGGGGGUGUGUUGGAUGGUGGGUUUUCUCCAUUCUUUUGGACAGAUUCUAGUGACAUUCUGGCUCCCAUUUUGUGGCCCCAAUGUCAUGGAUCACUUCAUGUGUGACAUUUUCCCUUUGAUACAACUUGCCUGCACUGACACCUUUCUUGUUGGUCUCUUGGUCGCAGCUAAUGGUGGGGUAAUCCCUGUGAUCACCUUUCUAAUGCUUUUGGUCUCCUAUGUGGUGGUUCUGUGCUCUUUGAAAGCUCACAGCUCUGCAGGGAGGAAAAAGGCCCUCUCUACCUGCACUUCCCACAUCACAGUUGUUGUUUUGUUCUUUGUGCCCUGUAUUUUUAUGUAUCUGAGACCAGUAGCCACCUUUCCCAUGGAUAAAGCCAUAGCAGUAUUCUAUACCCUUGUUACUCCCCUGCUGAACCCGGUUAUCUACACAGUGAGGAAUGCGGAAGUUAAAAAUGCCAUUAGGAUGUUAUUAAACAGAAAUGCAAUUUCAAAUAUAAAAUGA
Messenger RNA from Erinaceus europaeus (western European hedgehog), 933 nucleotides. RefSeq names its product olfactory receptor 4C46-like. NCBI's taxonomy places the organism in Eukaryota, Metazoa, Chordata, Mammalia, Eulipotyphla, Erinaceidae. The transcript has a single exon. Gene Ontology annotation, biological process: G protein-coupled receptor signaling pathway. Gene Ontology annotation, molecular function: G protein-coupled receptor activity; olfactory receptor activity. Gene Ontology annotation, cellular component: membrane. Bases 1 to 933 code for a protein of 310 amino acids. The record is from RefSeq and is a predicted model, not a curated record.